This is a messenger RNA of Nerophis lumbriciformis (worm pipefish), 4380 nucleotides long. Lineage: Eukaryota; Metazoa; Chordata; Actinopteri; Syngnathiformes; Syngnathidae. The record is from RefSeq and is a predicted model, not a curated record.
AUGGAGUUUGGGAAAGCGUAUUUGAAUUUAAAGACUCUGUUUUUGACAACAAUGAUGUUCAAAUGGGGAAUCCUCUGCACAGCCAUACCUGAGAAAUGCUUGUCUGAACCCUGUCAAAAUGGUGCUACCUGUGUGGACACAACAGAUGAUUAUGCCUGCAUUUGUGACAGCGAAGGGGUUAGAUACAUGGGCAAAAACUGUGGUCAACUCUAUGACGCUUGUUCCUUUGCGCCAUGUGAAGAUUGCAUCAGCACUCCUGGUAUGCCGGAAUAUCACUGCAUCUGCCCAGAUGGACUAUCAGGUGAUAACUGCACAGAGGAGGUGGACGAAUGCCUGAGCAACCCCUGCUCUGAGCCACGUCUUUUGUGCGUCGAUCAGUUCAACGGGUACUUCUGCAGGUGUCCUUCUGGUUUCGGAGGGCCGGAAUGCCGUCGACAUGUAACCGAUUGCAUUCACAAACCCUGCAGGAAUGGGGGAACCUGCAUUUUUCAGCCACAAGGUUUUGAAUGCCGGUGUGCACCGGGAUAUGAGGGAGAGACUUGUGAGGAAGAUAUAAAUGAUUGCUUGUCGGAACCUUGUCAAAAUGGCGCUCUUUGUAUUGACGGAGUGGCAGAGUUCCAUUGCUUCUGUGUGCCGGGUUUUCAGGGCUACAACUGUGAGAUUGACAUCAACGAAUGUGCAUCGAGACCAUGUCGUAACAGUGCUACCUGUAUCAAUGAGAAGGACCAUUACAAGUGCGAGUGCCUCGUGGGCUUUGCAGGACUCAACUGUGAAGUAGAAAUUGAUGAGUGUGAAUCUGAUCCAUGCCACAAUGGAGCCACCUGCCACGACGGGAUGGGCACUUACUCAUGUAAAUGUCGACCUGGGUUUACUGGCUAUAAUUGCGAAGCGGACAUUGACGAGUGUGUGAGCGAGCCUUGCAUAAAUGGAGGAGUUUGUCGCGACAUGGUCAACAGUUAUGAAUGUGACUGCACUGACACUGGAUUUGAAGGCGACCACUGUGACGUGGACAUCGCUGAGUGUGUGUCUCAUCCUUGCCAACAUGAUGCCACGUGCCUGGAGGGAGUGAAACGUUAUACUUGUCUCUGCUGGCCAGGUUAUAAAGGCGCAAACUGUGAGAUUGACAUCGAUGAGUGUGCUGAAAACCCCUGUGACAAUGAUGGGGAAUGUUUCGAACGUUCAAAUCUGAAUCACUGGGUGCUAGACUGGGAGCUAAGAUAUGCAGACGCUGCUGGAUAUAUUUGUCAGUGUCAGUCAGGUUUUGCAGGAGAGAAUUGUACUAUUGACAUUGAUGAGUGUGAUUCUGAACCCUGCCAAAAUGGAGCUACUUGUGAGGAUCAACGCAAUGGUUACAUUUGUACUUGCCCUGCUGGAUUUUCAGGUUUUCUUUGUGAAUUGAAUGUUGAUGAAUGUGAAAGCCAACCCUGCCAGAACGAUGGCUGGUGUGAAGACGCCACUGCUUCCUACAUCUGCCAUUGCCCGGAUGCCGAUGUUGGUCAGCUGCCAUGGGGAGGCAAUGACUGUAGCGUAAAGCUUUAUGGCUGUAUCCACCACCAGUGUCAAAAUGGAGCCACUUGUCAGCCAUGGUUUGACGGAGUUGAACAUGGCCACACUUGUUUGUGCGCUCAUGGGUUCUACGAUGAGCAGUGCUCUAUACAGACAACGUUCUCUUUUUCUCCUCCAGGAUUCUUUCCGGUUAAUAUUUCUCCAGACAAGAUCCAAAUUGAGACUCCAGACAAUGAUUAUAACAGUUUUGCCUUACAGUUCCGCUUCCGGACAACAUUAUCCAAUAUGUUACUCAUUUACAGAGGAGAUGCAGACAACUAUAUCCUCAUAGAGAUCGUCGAUGGUUUGCUUCAUGCGAAAGCAUUUUCUAAUCCAUCUGAACUGAAUCUGACUUUUCCAAUUGCUGUUAAUGAUGGAUAUUGGAGAGAUGCGCAUGUGCUGGAGGAUCACACAGGCAUACGUUUGAAAAUGAAAGGACCUGGCUGCAAGAUGGAUGGUUGCAGAGUGGAAUCACCUUUCAAGACUUUGGAUACCCUUUCUCAUGUAUAUAUAGGUGGAGCACCAGAAGAGAUGCUACAGAACUCUUUAAGCGAGGCAAACUUUAUUGGAUGCAUGGAAGACAUAAUGAUAGAUGCCCAACCUAUCCUCCCACAAUCAUUUCUAGGGGAGCAAGAACAACAUGUUGGAUGUAUUAAGACUGAGUGGUGUAAACCUGACCCUUGCUAUGGGCAUGGACACUGUGUGGACCUAUGGACCAACUACCAUUGUGACUGCCAUCGGCCCUUCAACGGUACACAAUGCAAUGAAGAAUUCCAGUCCUGGACAUACAGCCACGAAGAAAGUCUGAGUUACAGCUUGUAUGAUAUUGACAAAAGCCAUGGCAGGAACUUUCAAGUGUCCUUCUUUUUGAGGUCAAGAAAGAUGGACGGACUGAUCUUUCAGCUGAGAAAACCCACGGGAGAAGUGUAUUUCUCCAUUUUUCUAAAAAUGGGGCGGAUUUUUAUCAGCUCUUGGACCAACAGUGCCCCUUUAACAGCUCCCAUAUUUUUGACAACAGGAGAAAAGCAAUUUGUGCUUGUCGAAGUCCAGCAAAGACACGUUAUUUUUGAACAUGCAAGUCUUCGUUAUGGAGUAGGGACCAUACCUGAAGUAAGCAUUGAGAGCGGGGAUCAGGCUUACUUAGGAGGACUACCAGAAGAUUUGGACUCUAAUCUUUGGGGUGGUCACUACAAAGGCUGCCUCCAGGACUUUCGUUUAGAUUCCGUACAUCUGGAAGUGGAUACAAGGAACAACCCCGAUGGCGAGGGCAUCUAUUUAUCAAGUGAGGCUGAAAAUGUCAAGAGAGGUUGCAUCAGUGAUAAUACUUGCAAGAUGAGCCCUUGUCAAAACGGGGGAGAAUGCACAUUCAUGUUCAAUGAUUUCACAUGUACUUGCCCAGUGGACUACACCGGCAUUACUUGUGAAACUCGAGUAUGGUGCGUCAGUGAUCCUUGUUUAAAUGGUGGCCAUUGCGUUGACCUCGUUGAUGGAUAUGAAUGUCUAUAUAAUGCAACAUUCGACAACAAUCCAAUACAGUUCAGCGCUGGAGGUUCCCUGUCUGAACCGGUAUCUUCAAUAUAUAUUGAGCUCCGGACCCGUUCUGAGAAUGCGGUUCUUUUAAGGGCCUCGAAGGAUUCCGACCUGCUAAUAGUCGGCCUGCUUGACUCCUCAGUUUGGGUUGAGAUCCACAUUGCAACCAGACCCGGGAUACUGACCUUUACGGGAGAGCGCAAAGUGAGUGAUGGGCGGUGGCAUCGAGUCAACGUAUCAAUGGCAAAGCAAGACCACAAAGCUGCUCCUUGGAUAAUUACUGUGGAUGGAAUUAUUGAUGCCAGGAGCCUACCUGAGAGCACUGGGAGUUUACACUUUCUCAACGGUCAAAGCUCUUUGCUCACCAUAGCGGAGAGCUUCACCGGGUGUUUGGGUGCGGUAAGGGUCGGAGGAGUUUAUCUUCCAUUUGUGGAAGACUACAACACUCCACAGCUGUCUCAAUUCCGUUUACUUGAAGAGCAAAACAUACAUUUGGGCUGUAGCGGUAGCCCUGUUUGUGAGUCAGAUCCUUGUCUAAAUGGAGCUACAUGCAUUGAUCUUUUCAAUCAAUUUAGGUGUAAGUGUGACUCCGGUUGGGAAGGACACCUCUGCGAGACUGAGACUGAUGACUGUAUCUCUCACCCUUGUGUUCACGGGAACUGUAAAGACUAUUUAGCUGGUUUUGAAUGUCUGUGCCACCCUGGAUAUGUAGGAGAGCUCUGUGAUGUUGACGUGGAUGAGUGCGAGCAUCAUUCUUGUAAACAUGGAGGCACCUGUCAAGAUGGAACCAACACUUACACUUGUAUAUGCCCUAAAGGUUACAGUGGUCCACAAUGCGAGUGGGACUAUCCUCCACUACAAUGUGGUAAAGAUGUGCUUUGUGCAAAUGAUGGAAGCUGCAAUGAUGGGCUAUGGGGCGCUAACUGUACAUGCAUUCCAGGUUUUAAAGGCAAAAGAUGUGAAUUUGAGAUUGAUGAGUGUGGCUCCAAUCCUUGCCGACAUGGCGGUACUUGUUUGGACCGGUUCAAUAGAUUUGUGUGUGAAUGCCCACCAGGAUACAGUGGUCAAGUCUGUGAAACUAAUAAACAAGCCAGUAAACAAGACAUGCCCUGGCUGGUAAUGACUGUCACCGUGUUUUCCUUCUGCAUGUUAGCUUUGAUAAGUGGCUUGACCUUCAUGGUACUAACGACAAGAAAGAAGCGCCAGUCAGAGGGGGCUUAUAGCCCCAGUGCUGAAGAGUUUGCUGGAGCUCGCUUGGAAAUGGACAGAAUGCUUAAAGUUCCACCGGAGGAAAGACUCAUCUGA